CAGCUGUAACAAUCGUUACUUAGCUGCCUAUUUCUUGCGACACGCGCACACGCAAAAACACCACAAAGGCUAUUGGGCUGCCAGGCGCUCGAUCGCUUUUUUUUUUGGCGACCAACAGCGAUCGAUCAACAUGAAAUUUGGGCACGAUCUGCCGCGUAACCAGGUCCCGGAGUGGGCUCCAUCUUACAUCAAUUACAAAGGCUUGAAGAGGCUCAUCAAGACCUCCGCUGAAGCCUCGAGACACGGCGCAGAACCCGAUCUUGCUGAAUUCUUUUUCUCCCUCGACCGCAACCUCGAAGACGUAGACGCCUUCUACAACCGAAAGUACGCAGAAUAUACUCGUCGACUAAGGUUGCUGCAAAGUCGAUAUGGACGAAUAGCACAGCUGCCAGAGGGUAUUGACAAGGACGAGGCACAAGAUCUCGUGGAUGCAUUGUUAGAGUUGCGCAGCCAACUGCGGAAGCUCCAGUGGUAUGGCGAAGUCAAUCGGAAAGGAUUCGUCAAAAUCACCAAGAAGCUGGACAAGAAGAUUCCAACUUCAUGCACGCAGGAGAGAUAUCUGGUUUCAAGAGUCAAUCCAAAGCCAUUCACGCGUAAUUCCUCGCUAAGCCAGGAUAUGAAGACCGUCAAUGAGUGGCUUUCUGGACUGGGCGAUGUCAAGACUUUUGAUGAUAGCGGCUCCACAUAUUCAGCAGCAUCUUUGGGACGGGUGCCUGGACGCUCGCUGAACCUUCCUUUACCAUUUCUGGAUGCAAUUGAAGACGCGAUCCGUAGCGAUCGUGCCGAGGACGUCAGCCGUCUUCUCUCGGAAGCAGCUGCCAGCAACGAACCAACAAGCUCAGCUUUCCAGCAGGUCCUCUUGAACUUUCUACAGCGCGCUAUUUCUCACAGAGCCAAGGGUUGCAUCCUGAGGCUUUUGCAAGAUAUUGCAACACUAGAUGAGGAAGAUGACAUAAACAAACGGAACGUUGUUCACCGUCUUGUCAUCAGUAUUGGUCGCUCUAAGACUGGCGAAACAUUGGAUGGUGAAGCGCGUCUCCCGCAAAGUCUACUGGAUGCACGAAAUUUCAUCGUGCCAGCCACGGCACCGAAUAGACAGCCGCGACCAUGCACGACCACAGAGGAAGAGUCUUCGAAGCUUCUAAGCGAGAAUGACGACUCUGUGCAGCUGCUUGUCUACCUGCUUGAUCAGCUGCAACCGCAUCAACGCAUCGCCCUCCAAUCACGCGAUGCAUUUGGACGCCUGCCACUCCAUUAUGCUGCUGGAUACGGCUUUGUCGUGAUCUGUCAAGUUGUGAUCAAGCACAUGCAGGACUGGGGUCAGUUCAAUGUCAGUCAGGGUAUCGACGCACAAUACUGGCAAGAUGCAGAAGGUGAUGCGCCACUCCAUCUCAGCGUAAAGGGCGGCCACCCCUUGACCACCAGAGCGCUACUGGAGGCCGAGAAUUGGCGUGGCGCAAGCGAGGCGAAACUCACGUUAAGAAAGACCGUUUCUCAAUCCGGAGAAGCUUUGGCUCUCGCCACGAAGUCAAAUUUUGUGGCCAUCGUCAAGUUGCUGGUAGAUGCUGGUGUGAACGUCAACUAUCAGAACAAGCAAGGAGAGACGGCUUUGCACAUUGCUGCGCAGUAUGGUCAUGUUGAAUGCGCCAAAGCUCUACUGGAGCGUUCAAACGUCAACAACAUUGAUCUAGAUGUGCCCGAGAACACAUUCGAGUGGACACCGUUGUUCAAUGCUUGUGUCGAUAAUAAUUUUCCUGUUGUCGAGCUUCUGGCCACGGCUGGAGCAGAUCUGCAACGGUGUGAUAAUUCAGGAUGGACAGCUAAAGAGCAAGCAGCGCUUCGAGGUCACAUGAAAAUUGCCCAUUAUCUUGCAGAUCUCUGCCCUGCAACGGAUCCUCCAUCGGACGCAACAACAGCAGAUACCAGGAUUGCUCGAGCCGGAUCGCCACCGCAAUCAUCUCUUGACGAGAAGACAUCCAAGAAUAUGGCUCGUGAAAGCACUCAAAUUAUGCAGAAGGCGCCGGAGCCAGUAAAGAGCUUUGGCCAUCGAUAUCUCUCAAAUGAGACCAUGAUCCUGGUCAGUUUGGGCUCAAUGGACAUGCGGAAGAAUGUACCAGCUGUCGCUCUUGAUGAUAUUCCCAUGGCCGACGCACAUACUACUCAGCUCGAUACUGCUCUAUCAGUCUUUGUCUCAGCAUCUGGUGCCACAGGCGAAACAUACCCCAUCGAUUUACCGGUUCAGGACAUUGCUACAGAACCAAUCACUUUCAUGACUAAAGACGUUAGCAAGGUUCGGCUACUUUUCGAUAUUUGUCCGACUUACGCAGGGUCAAAAGAUAGCAUCGUUGGUCGUGGCGUCGCUCUUCUCUCGACUAUCAAGACCCACAUUGGUUCUAAGCGUAUUCCAUUACAAGGAGACGUAAACGUUCCGAUCAUGGCGGCAUCGACUUUACAGGUCAUCGGCACAGUGAACUUCAAUUUCCUGGUAAUUACGCCAUUCCAGCAUCCAAAUAUGUCCAUCACAGAAGAGCAUACGUACUGGAAGAAGAUGGCGACAACUAUGGUUAUUGGUCAUCGCGGUCUUGGAAAGAACACUGACAAACAGAGGACGCUACAGCUUGGUGAGAACACGAUUCAAUCUUUUAUCUCUGCUGCGAAUCUGGGAGCAGAAUACGUGGAAUUCGAUGUGCAGUUGACGAAAGAUCUCGUCCCGGUCAUCUAUCACGACUUCUUAGUCAGCGAGACGGGCAUCGACGCCCCUGUUCAUACUCUCACAUUGGAUCAAUUCCUUCAUAUUGGUGAAGGCCAAAAGCCACGAUCGUCACGCUCUGGUUCUCCUGAGAGCGUCACUCCUGUUAGUGGUAUUCUUGGCGGCGAGGAGUUACGUCCGAAUACCAAGAGACUGCGAUCUUACUCUGUGGACAAUUCGACACAGCGCAACAUACACACCGAGCGUCAAGACGAGCUUAAAGAGCGGAUGAAAUACACCCGUGAUUACAUCAAGAAGGGUUACAAAGGCAAUAGUCGGGCCAUCUCCAUCGGAUCUGACUUCACCACUCUUGAACGCAUGUUCAAGAGCAAGGACAUACCAGCAUCCGUUGGCUUUAACAUUGAGAUGAAAUACCCCAUGCUACAUGAGUCCGAAGAGGAAGAGAUGGAUCAAUAUGCCGUAGAGCUGAACACCUUCGUCGACACAGUCUUGCAGGUCGUGUAUGACCAUUCAAACGGGCGCAGGAUAGUAUUCUCUUCGUUCAACCCAGACAUAUGUUUGAUGCUCUCAUUCAAGCAGCCUUCAAUUCCUGUCCUGUUUCUUACCGACGCGGGUACGUCAGACGUGGGAGACAAGCGAGCAGCUAGUUUGCAGGAAGCCAUUCGGUUUGCCAGUCGAUGGAACUUAUUGGGUAUUGUGAGCGCUGCAGACCCUCUGGUUAUGUGUCCGAGGUUCAUAAGGAUGGUUAAAGAGAACGGCUUAGUGUGCAUGACCUACGGCAUGCUCAACAAUGAUCCCAAGAAUGUCCGAUUGCAAGAGAAAGAGGGCAUCGAUGCCGUCAUCGUCGAUAGUGUCCUCAGUAUCCGGCAAGGUCUGCAAGCACCCAGUGAGACCAAGAUCAACAGGAUCAACGGUGGUCCGCUUCCGAUCCAUCCUCCACCUAUUCCAGUGAUCAAAGAGGGUAACGAACAUGUACCAGCAGUGCAUAUCAACGGUCACUCGUAGGUAGAUCAGUCUGGACUCAUCAUUACUGGAAGGUUGAUUUGGCUAUAUUGCAUUGUAGUGGCGUACGUGAUGUCCCUUAACGGACUUUGAGCAUCUCAUGGCAUUUUCAUGUGCUCUCUUCACAUAUAUCGAAGUUUGCAAACCUUGUUUCAACAGUAUAUUCUUGCUCAUACUGGCACCAAUCACACGACUAGAGAAAGCUGAAGACAGAUUAGUGGUUCACUUGGCUCUCAUUCUUUAAAUACUGUACGAGGGAUGACCCACCGCUCAUACGAGUACCUUCGAACUUUUUCUAAGGUAUCCCAACAUAUGGAUCUAUAGAGUAUUACGUCUUUAUUGAGCCACACUUUGCAUGUAAAGAUCCGCUCUGUCGAACUUAAUGCUAGCGAGAGAAAGAGGCCAGCGUUCAAGCGCGGCACGCGGCCGAGGUGCGGGGGUGGAACAAACUGAAACCCCUUCAACCU
This is a messenger RNA of Boeremia exigua, 4179 nucleotides long. Its product is annotated as Glycerophosphoryl diester phosphodiesterase family-domain-containing protein. The coding region runs from base 131 to 3715 and encodes 1194 amino acids. The transcript has 3 exons. The record is from RefSeq and is a predicted model, not a curated record. Gene Ontology annotation, biological process: glycerophospholipid catabolic process. Lineage: Eukaryota; Fungi; Ascomycota; Dothideomycetes; Pleosporales; Didymellaceae. Gene Ontology annotation, molecular function: glycerophosphocholine phosphodiesterase activity; protein binding.